AUGACUGUUCCAUCCAACAUACUAAUCAAGUUUGCUCUACGCCCACGAAGUGAAUCUGACAACGGUUACUCCAACCAUAGAUGUUACAAAAUUUUCGACCAAGAAAACGAUCAACGAAUCACAGAGUUUUAUACUCGUUUAUACAAAAUGUCUUUUGACUCUCACGUACAAGGUUGUACCAAGGAACACACUCUACCUGAUAAAGAUAAAUUAGAUGAAAUUAUUGACUCCGUAAUUUUAUCCGAAUUUCGAAAGGAAAUCGAGGAAAAAGUUUUGUUACAUUCGUCUCUUUAUGAACUUAUCCUUCCUGAAUUCAAAUGUCAUGGAUUCGGGUUUUAUUACAAGCCCGAAUCUGAUUAUGAGAUCUUUAAUAAAAAUUUAGAAGCUUGUUAUUAUGAAGCAUGUCCCAUGUAUGUAAAGAAUGUUGAUUCGACUAACGAAAUCAAUUACUUGGAAAGAUGGAAUAAAGCAAGCGACCAAGAAAAAGAAAUCUUUGCAAGUAUUGCGAUGUGUGCAAAAAAAGUUUUUGAAUUCAUGUAUCCUAAUUAUGAGGAAAUAGCGGAAAAUAUGAAAAAAAACAAUUCGGAAUUUAGUAUUUCAAUUGAAUUUAAUCCAAGAAGCCCAAAAGUAUUUAACGAUGAAAAAGAUAAAAGUCUUUUCGUUGAUAGAAGGGAAAUGAAUUUAAGAUCUAUUGAGAGGUGCUCAAAAUUGUUGGACAACCUAACUGAUGAAUCCAGUAAAGGAAAGAAGGAAUUUCAGGAUCGUAAUCUUGUAACCUCUGAACAACUACCACAACCUCCUUAUCCUCAAUUACGUUUGCAUGUCGGAAAACGUCUCGUCGUUAUGUGCAUUCUUUCGCUAUCCUUCGUCAUUGUUACUUCUUUGGCAAACUAUUUCUUGGAGUAUUGA
This is a messenger RNA of Funneliformis mosseae, 909 nucleotides long. The record is from the annotation of a GenBank genome assembly. NCBI's taxonomy places the organism in Eukaryota, Fungi, Glomeromycota, Glomeromycetes, Glomerales, Glomeraceae.